Molecule: messenger RNA, 2891 nt
Organism: Synchiropus splendidus (mandarinfish)
Lineage: Eukaryota; Metazoa; Chordata; Actinopteri; Syngnathiformes; Callionymidae
Product: alpha-1,6-mannosyl-glycoprotein 2-beta-N-acetylglucosaminyltransferase
Exons: 1
Coding region: 340-1581 (413 amino acids)
Biological process (GO): oligosaccharide biosynthetic process; protein N-linked glycosylation
Cellular component (GO): Golgi stack; Golgi membrane
Molecular function (GO): alpha-1,6-mannosylglycoprotein 2-beta-N-acetylglucosaminyltransferase activity
Source: RefSeq, a predicted model, not a curated record
GUACACGUCAGCAGCCAACAAGAAGUCAUCCGUUCCGUCAUUCUCUUCCUGGUCCGAGCCUGUCGCCUGGUGAGUUCACAAGACGUUCAAGUCGCGUUUGUGACGCUUGAAAAAACAAACAGCCACUUCAGGUGGAGAGGAAGGUGGGAGUUUGUGGGCCGAUGACACGACGUUCCAGUGAAAGAGGAAGCAGCAGCGCAACUUUUGACACUUUGACGUCACACGACGGCGCACGAGGAGACGAUGUUGCAACUUCGAAGUGAGACUCUCUCCUGAGGAUGUGAUCGGUUGCCGGUAAUCGCCUUCUUCCUGCCGUAUUUGUGCUCGAGUCGCGUUAAAAUGAGGAUCCGGCUGGUGAAGAAGAAUCUGCUGGCGCUGGUCGCUGUCUCUUUUGUGGUGGCGACUCUCUUGUUUUCCACGCGAGUCCUGAUCGUGUCCGAGGAUCGUGCGUCCACCGGCCAGCUCGGAGAGAAGGUCAAUCCUGGCGGCAAGUUUCGUUACGGGACGCUCGCGGAACUGACCGAGUCUGUUUUCAACGCCAACUUCAAGCAGUGCGUCAUCAACGCCGAGAGGUUUCCCGUGGAUCCUCAACUGGUUCUGGUCGUGCAGGUCCACAACCGACCCGAGUACCUGCGGCUACUCAUCAAGUCCCUGGAGAGAGUGGCUGAGGUCCACAGCUUCCUCCUCAUCUUCAGCCAUGAUUAUUUCUCAAAGGAAAUAGACGCCAUUGUGCAAGGGAUCACUUUCUGCAAGGUUCUGCAGAUCUAUUUCCCCUUCAGCACCCAGCUGUAUCCCAGCGAGUUUCCUGGAAAGGACCCGCGAGACUGUCCCCGGGACAUGUCCAAGGAGGACGCCAUGAGAACAGGAUGCCUCAACGCCAAGCACCCAGACUCUUACGGCCACUACAGGGAGGCGUUCAUCACGCAAACCAAGCACCACUGGUGGUGGAAGCUGCACUUCGUGUGGGAGCGAGUCCAGGCCCUGCACGGAUACAAAGGCUUUGUAGUCUUCCUGGAGGAGGACAACUACAUCCUCCCGGACUUUUACCAUGUCUAUAAAGCCAUGCUGGAAUUCAGGAAGUCCAGCUGUCCGGACUGCGACAUGCUGGCUUUGGGGAACCAUAACGGCGUGACAGAGUUCACCAACCUGAGCAACAAGGUGCUGACCACGGGGUGGAUGUCCACCAAGCACAACAUCGGCAUGGCCCUCUCCAGGGAGGUCUACUACCGGCUGAUGGGCUGCAACGAAGCCUACUGCACGCACGACGAUUACAACUGGGACUGGACUUUGCAGCAUCUGUCGGGAACCUGCAUCUCCAAGCCGCUGAAGGUCCUGGUGGCGCAGGCUUCCAGGGUUCUUCACACCGGAGACUGCGGGCUUCACCAGAAGGAGAACUGCCGGCCGGAGUGGGCGGCUCAGAAGGUGGAGGAGCAGAUCCAGACGGUGAAGGACAGCCUUUUCCCAGCCUCUCUGCACCUCACCAGAGCGGAAGCUGUCGAACACAAACCUCACAUGAAGAACGGCGGCUGGGGCGAUGUCAGAGACCAUAUUUUGUGCAAAAACUACGCAGAACGCCUCUGAUGUGGAACCUAAAAAAACCUCUUUUAUCAUGCACUUGUGCCAUACUCGAAUCUUCAGGGUUUCAGCCACCGAUCUGCCGCUUUCACAGUGGUGUGCCCCGAAUCUUGGGGCGAAGAAUCAGGACCAACACUCGUCUGAAGACGGUGUAUAUUUUUAAUGUGUUCUCUGUUAUGCUUGUGUUGUGUGUACAAGACAAGCAGUCACAACUGGAGGCGCUGCCUAGUUAUUCAGUGUUCAAUUCAGGAUCAGCAGUGGAAAACAAUUUUAUUUAAAGAAUGCAGUAACUGACAAAAUAACUGUAAAUGAAUGGGAACACUGUCAUAACCGAUCUAGGUGGGCGUCAAGCUACCGCUGCGUGAUCUGUUGAGUUUAAAGCUGUUCACCAAAGUUAAUUUUUACACUUGAUGUGACUGUGGAGGACCAGAUUACUGUAAGACAGGAGCUCUGCAGUAUUUAUACUUCAAUCUUUAAGCCAGUGUACUUGUAUAUGAAGUACAACAGCAGUGCCUUAUUUCCAUCGCACCAAGUUGGACAAAUGAAAAGUUCAUUUUCUGUGGACCCGAGCCAAGUUUGCCACCAAAGGACAUCAAAGAUUGCAGGGUUUCAACGUGUUCCAAGGAAAAAGAGGCUCAUAUAUUGCGUGCCGGUAUGACAAUCGUUGAUUUAAUUGGGAUGUUUUAUGUGUUCUUGUGUAGUUAAAAUACACUCGAAUGGAGUUAUGUUUAAACCUUGUGUUCUCCUGUCUGUGAGCUCAAAUGUGUUGUGAUUAUUUACCUGCUUGUGGGGGAGGAUGUGACCUUUUGGAAUUUGGUGUUCUUAUUUAAACACUUCUAUUGAUUCUGUAUUUGCACUUUUGAAAAAAUGAAGUUGGUUUGGGGAUGCAACUGCAAGCGGAGAAUAUGAUUGUGUCUUUGUUUUCCUUUUGGUAGGUGAUACUUUUUCUUCCGGCAUUAAGUCGAACAUGUGAAAUAGGAAUGGCCUCUUUGCUGGUGGAAGAUAAUGUGAACUAUUGCAAUGGUCGUGGCUGCUCUUGAAAUGACCACAAGUGCCUUUUGAUUUUCGGUCUGUGCCUCUGUCUGUACCGGUGACUUGACAAUGCUGAUGCCUCUGAAAUGUUGCCGACACCUGAGCGGAAUACGCGGCAACAUGUUGGAUAAAGAAAUGUGAACGUGCAUUUGGAAAACUCUUUGUUGCGAUGUGAGUUUUGUGAAACUGUAAUGGUCAAAGGUUACCUGAAACUCUAGUGUCAGGUUAAUAUUCCCAGAUGUAAUGUCAACGUCAAAUAAAUUCCUGCUCGUUCAUGAUCAGUU